This is a messenger RNA of Trichomonas vaginalis G3, 1374 nucleotides long. RefSeq names its product coiled-coil domain-containing protein 173 family. The record is from RefSeq and is a predicted model, not a curated record. Bases 1 to 1374 code for a protein of 457 amino acids. Lineage: Eukaryota; Parabasalia; Trichomonadida; Trichomonadidae. The transcript has a single exon.
AUGACCCAAGCAGUUCCUAUUCCUGAUCACAAUUACAGUAUCCUGACUCCCGAGCAACUAGCGCUCCUUAAAGAGCGUGCUCAGCCCCGCAAAUCCAAAGGAAUCGAUCAGGAACUUGAAAUGAGCAGAACCCGUCAUGAAAAGACGGUUACGCUUGUUUCUGGAUGGCAAAACACAGUAGCUAGAAACAGACUUGACAGACAAACACGCCUUCAAAAAGAAAAAGAAGCCGAAGAACAGAGAAAAAUAUUAAUCGACGAAGAAGAAAAGAAAUUCCAAAAACUCAAAAAGCAAGCUACAUUAGCGGAAGCCAAGAAGAAAGGAUUCUUACAGCGCUCAGAAGUUCGUGCAGUUAAUGCCCAACUUCUCCUUCAUGAAGUCCAAUUGGAGCGCCAAGCACAAGAAACUUUUGCAGAGCGUCGUAAGAUUAUGGAGAUGCAGCGUCAAAUCGAGGAAGACGAGAUGGCAAGAGCUAAAUACGAGCAAAUGAUUGCCAAUGAAGAAAAAAUCCGCAGGGAACGUAAGCAACGCGCCAUUGAAGUUGCGGAAGGCUUCAAGAAGCAGAGAGAAGAGAAGAUGGAACGUACAAUGCGCGAAAAGCAAGAGCAAUUCGAGGAUGAUUUAUUCUUACGGAAAGAAUACAUUACAGAAGAAGAGAAAGCGAAAGAAAUCGAGCGCCAGCGCAAGGAGAAAGCCAAAGAAGAAGUCAAACGUGCAAUGGAGCAAAACAAAGAAAUGGAAUUUUUCAAGAAACGCAAAGCCGAAAUCGAGAAAGCAGAAGACAAGAAGAUCCUCGAUAUGGCCAUCAAAAACAUGGACGAAGAAGACGAGAGAAGGCGCGCUGAAGCCAAGAAGAAACAAGAAAAACUUCUUGCAAGACAAGCUCUUAUCGAUGCCGAAGCCGCUCGACAAGCAUCGAACAAGAAGGUCGAAGAGGACUUCCUCGAAAAGCAGCUUGAAGAGGAGUACCAGAAGGAGCUCAAGCACAUCAAGGAAAUGACCGAAAAGAGAGACCGAUUGAUCGCUGAAAGAAAGAAAGACAUGCUCGAAGCAGUCAAAAUUCAGAACCAAAAGAAGGAAGCAGCCAAGAGAGACAAGAAGAAGAAAGCAUUCCCAGAUUACUCAAACGACGAAGCAGAUGCAGAAUCAUACAAGAGAGAACUCCAAAAGUUGGCGAACCAGAAAGAAAUUGCCGAGUUCCAGAGGAAGCAAGCUCAGGAAAAGAAAGAAAGAGAAUCAGCAGAAAGAGAAAGAGAGAAACUCGAGUGGCAGGCUAAGAUUGACAAGGACGCACAAGAUACAUAUAUCGCUCAGGAUUACGCAAAGAGACUUCUUGCAAAGAUGGCUGCAGACGACAUGCUCGAUGAAGAUUAA